UUUAUUAUGUUUUAAAAAUUGAUAGACACAUAUAUAUUGUAAUAUAUACCAAUUUAGAAUUGUAAACAAAAUAUUUAUAUAAAAAUAAAUGAAAACAAAAACUCGUGCGGUUGCGUGGAUAUCUAGCUAUUAUUAUGGUUGCUGAGUUUUUUUUUUUGUCUCUGAGUAAUUUUAUUAAAGUGUUCAAGUCAACCGACUUGUGAUGGAAAAACAAACAAGUUCAGAACAGAGUACAUAACGAUAAAAACAUCAGUAGAUGCCUUAUGAUAAAAGAAAAAUCAUCCUAAGGAGGAUAAAAAGAAGGGUCUGCCCCAACCUCCUUACACCAUGAGCCUGCAUGGGAUAGAGAUGUAUAUUAAGCCUGAGAAUUUCUCAUAGCUUGUGACCUGAGAGAUGACGAAAGCCACAUAGUACCACCACUUGCUAGAUAAGAUUGAUAAUAGCAAUCCUCGGUAGCACUUGACGCAAUUCCAGUAGUGAUUAUAUUGACCUCAAUAGUGGCAGAUGAUAUUCAAUGAUCACUCUUGAAACCCGGAAGUCGUGAAGCACCUCCAACAAAUCGAUUUCUCAUGAAUGCUGAACUUAAGGGAUGAAUGAAAAUCUAUGAAUUAGAACCCUAAGAACUGAAACUCUGCUUUUAUCUACAGUAGUAGCUUGAGAAGAGUGCAGCAUGAUCCAAAGUCCAACUCCAAGUGAUGAAUCCCUAACUCUUCGCAGAAACGUCGCUCUCCAAUAACAUGACUAGAAACACUUUAUCCGACAACCUAAACUUUGGAGGAGGCAGAACAACUCAAAGAGACUCUCCACCAAACAAUCUCCCCAAAAAACGAAAGCAACAAGAGGCCGAGACAACGAAAAAGGAAAAAAUUCAACUCGGAUAGAGCAAAUCCACAAAGACUAGCUUCGUCAAAGUGACACCGCAGGAAGACUCACAAGAAACCGCAGAUCGAGACAUGAAGGAGUCAAAGCGAAGAUAAAUCCUGAACAGAUGACCCCCAAUCGAUGCUAGUACAAAAGCGAAAGAGAUGACAAGUCACCACAUCCUUGACAUCCAUCGACGACUGAAUAACACGCCAGAUCCAUAAGAGCCACACCAUAGAUGCGAGCCAAACUCAAAAACUCCAUGAAAACACACACGAGGUAAAUCAAAACAAAGAAGAAGAAGAAUGGAAGCCCUCUCCGGUGGUGUCUAGGAGCGACAAUCACCGGAGAGGCAGAGAUCUAGUGCACGAAAACUUGGCGGCUAGGUUAAAAAGGAGAUCUAGAUCGCAGAAAGUUUUCUUUCAGUAUAGUUCUACUUUGAUAUCGUUUAAUAUCGUUUUCUUCUUAUCUUGAUUUCAAAUUUUCAAUGUCUGCUCGAUGUCGCCAUCUUGAAAGAUUUUCAUAUCUCAACAUUUAUUGAUUUUCUUGGCGAGGUAAUUAGGGUUUUUUUUUGGUAAAAAGAGGUAAUUAGGGUUAAUUGCUUUGCAUGAUGAUAAGAUGAUUACAUUGUAUUAUAAUAAAUUUGUGAUACUAUAAAUGUGUACCCUACUCAAUACUAAUGUCAUUGAGUAGGUAUCAUUAAUUAAUAUAUUGGUACUUAAUAGUAUCAAGUUACCAUCGUACAUAAUAUCAAGCAACUAUUAAAUCAUGAUUCACGUGAUACAUGGAUAGAGCUAAAGUACUUCAAUUUUAAAUUGGUAAUCUACAUAAUUUAAAACAGUGUAAUUAGAUUUUAGAUUAAAUUUGUGUUUAAUUAUCUAAGUAUUUUGUUUUAGAUCGUAUGUUAGAAAAAAAUAGACUCCUGAUAAGGUCACUAUUUAAUUGUAAAUUUGUAGCAAUAAUAUUGCAACUUGAAUUAUUGAACUGUUAUAACAAAACUGAAAUACUAAUAAUUGUUCUUUCAUAAUGAAACUGAAAUACUAGUAUGGCCCUGCGACGUUUGAAAUUGCUAAUCAAUCAGGCCAUGAUAUCGUCUUAACAUGGCCCAAUGAAAACAUGCAGACGAUUACUUGAAAAGUUAUACAAGUAUAUGAAUACUUUAACACAAGUUUUCUUGGGUAAAAUUUAUAAAAUAUCCCUCGUGGAUCACGAAAUCGUAGAUUAAUAUUUCGCCUAAUGAUUAAUGUUCUAUAUGCGGAUACAUGGAUAUAUUUCAUAAUGUCAAUAUAAUGCACGUAGAGUUCACUGCAAUUGAUCAUAGCACCUAUAACAAUCUACUCUCCCUUUGAAGGUUAUCUCUCUUUGCUUCUCUAUUUGUACAAUUUCAUUGAUAGCUCAAAUAACAGUUUAUGUAGUUAUACGUAACUUUUAAGAUUGAUCUUAAAGCAAACAAAGAUGGCCCAAAAGGUGGAAGCACAAGGAGGGAAAGGAGGUAUUCAAUGGGACGAUGGAUCCGAACACGAUGCCGUAACCAAGAUUCAGGUCGGAGCAGGUGGAAUCGGCAUUCAAUACAUCAAGUUUGAUUACGUGAAGAACGGACAAUCCGAAGAAGCCCCUCUUCGGGGAGUCAAAGGCCGUAGUAUCGCAGCUGAUCCGUUUGUUAUUAACCAUCCAGAGGAGCAUCUAGUUUCUGUAGAAGGUUGGUUUAACCCUGAUGGUCUCAUUCAAGGGCUUAAGUUCAUAUCCAACAAGAAAACUUCUGAUGUCAUUGGAUACGACGACGGUACUCAUUUCACUCUCCAAGUUCAAGACAAGAAGAUCAUUGGCUUUCAUGGGUCUGCCGGAGACUAUGUCAACUCUCUUGGAGCUUACUUUGCUCCGUUGACUUCAACCCCGUUGACCCAUGCCAAGAAGCUGCCGGCACUUGGCGCUGAUGUAGGAACUGCAUGGGAUGAUGGUGCUUACGAUGGUGUUAAGAAGGUGUACGUAGGACAGGCCCAAGAUGGUAUAUCAGUCGUUAAGUUUGUGUAUGACAAAGGCGCUGAGGACAUCGUCGGAGCUGAACAUGGAACGAGUACUCUACUCGGAUUCGAAGAGUUCGAACUUGACUAUCCAAGUGAGUACAUCACGGCUGUCCAAGGCACCUACGAUAAAAUCUUUGGGAGUGAUGCCACGGUCAUAAAUAUGCUUAGGUUCAAGACUAAUAAGCAAACAUCUACUCCCUUUGGACUUGAAGCUGGCACAGCCUUUGAGCUCAAAGAGGAAGGCCACAAGAUCGUUGGAUUCCAUGGAAAAGUCAGUGACCUGCUUCAUCAGCUUGGAGUCUAUGUCCUGCCAGUCACCAACUGAUCAUAUGACAUCUUUCUCUUUGAUUCCAUGCAUCUAAAAUAAGCUAUUAUAUCUAUCCUUUAAAUUUGUUAUUUGAAAUCUCCUUGUGCCUCUUGUGACCUUUGAAUAAGUGUUUUAAGUAACGUUUCUUGUGAUGUUUGUUUCUUUGAUGUCUUUGUAAUCCAUUUCAAUAAAGGAAGUUUGUUUCA
This is a messenger RNA of Brassica rapa (field mustard), 3398 nucleotides long. RefSeq names its product PYK10-binding protein 2. NCBI's taxonomy places the organism in Eukaryota, Viridiplantae, Streptophyta, Magnoliopsida, Brassicales, Brassicaceae. The record is from RefSeq and is a predicted model, not a curated record. Gene Ontology annotation, molecular function: carbohydrate binding.